This is a messenger RNA of Psylliodes chrysocephalus, 570 nucleotides long. NCBI's taxonomy places the organism in Eukaryota, Metazoa, Arthropoda, Insecta, Coleoptera, Chrysomelidae. The record is from the annotation of a GenBank genome assembly.
AUGUCGACGACGCCAAGCUUGCAACAUCUAUUUAAUCUUAUUCAGAGUGGUCAUGCUGAUUUAAAAACCGAAACAAAUAGUUUUAAAACUUCUAUUGAGAGUAAAAUAUCACAUUUAGUAGACGAUAUUAAAGAUUUAAGAAAGGAAAAUACUGAAUGUAAACAACGAAUUUUGGAGAGCGAAAGAAAAUUGAAAAAAUUUAAUUUAAUUGUCUAUGGAGUACAAGGUGUUGAAACUGAUACAACUGAUGAACUCUUAAAAGUUAUAGGAGACUACUUACAUAUUACAUGUAAUAAACAGCAAUUCCGUGAUGUGUUUAGAUUUGGUAGACAAGUUGAAGGAAAAAUACGUCCCAUUCUUUUUGAAGUGGUAAAUUAUGAACUUAAAACUCAAAUACUUAAUGCUGCUCGCUUAAUUAACGAGGAUUUAAGAAAAAUAAAAGUACUUUUUUUAAAUGAUUACGCCAAAGAAGACUAUAUUAAAAGAAAAUUUUUACAUGGUCAAUUAAAAGAGGCCAAAACCAUUCAUCCACAAGCCAAAAUAAAAAAAAAAUCUUUUAUAUUUAAAUGA